AUGUGGAAUCAGGCCGCUCUCUGGAGCGACCCCGAGUUGGAGGGAUGGUUAGAGAAGCGCGGGGGCAAGUACAGCGGGUGGAAGAAGCGCUACUUCGUGCUGCAGUCCAGCCUGCUCUUCUACUUCACCAGCGAGGCCAAGGACAAGGGCCCCACAGGCGUUCUCCCGUUGGAAGGCUCCACCGUGACGAUUGCUGAUGAGGCCGCGGCCGGGAGCAAGCACCACUUUGCGUUUGUCCUGAAGCUCGCGCCCAAUUAUGGCGACGUGGCCAAGCGGGACACGUACGUGCUGGCAGCGGACAAAUACACCGGCCUGGACGAGUGGAUGCAGAAGCUCACAAGGGCCGCAGACUCUAGGGCGUACCUCGUUGGCGAGUUGCAGCGGCUGCGCGCGCGCUCGGGCGAGUUGAAGGCGCUGCUGCAGCGGUCGCGGUCGCACAUGGCGCUCAUGGCGGCCGCGUCGUCCGCCAGCGAAACCUCGAAAGCCCUGCAGGCGGAGCUGGACCGGGCACGUGCCGAGCUGGAGCAGUACAACGGCGUGACGGCAAAUGCCGUGACCCAGGCUGACCAGCAGGAGGCGGCCAUCUUGCGGGCGGCGUCGCGCUGCUCCGUCCUCGGACACUACGCAACAGGCGGAAGCAUGGCUGGCGAGGCCCCCGCUGUGAAUGCGCUCCGAAUGGAAGCGCAGAGCCUGGAGGAGGUCCUCGCGCUCCUGCAAUCCAAAGUGGCCGCGCUCCGAGGCGACGGCGCCGAAACUCUAAGCGGCGACGCGCGGCGGCAGCUGCAGGGCGUCGCGCGUGGCGCACUCGCGGCGCUGCAGCAGCGCCAGGCGGGCGCACGCGCGAGCAGCGCGCAGUCGCGCGCGAGCAGCGCGGGGGGCAGCGUCAGCUCGAGCUUUGGCGGGGUGUUCAGCCGCGCGGGCAGCGCGACGAGCUCCGUUGGCGCGCGUUCUUCCGGGGGGGCAAGUAUCGCCUCUAUUCCGGAGGGGGUGGAGGAGGGAGACGCGCCGAGCGGGCUGCUCGCGCAGCUGCAGCUCAAGUCGAAGCAGAUGGGGGUGGGACAGCAACCACAGGCGGGGCGACCGUCCGCGGGGUCGUUCACAGGGGUGCAGUCGCCGAAUGUGUCCCCCCCAUCUUUUACAGCACCCCCGCCCGCUCCGCUCGGUCUGCAACCCCCCAAGAUGCCUCAGUUUGGUGCCCCCGGAGCUCCCCCCCGGGCUGUAAACAACGGCGGCUGGCAGGCGGGCUAUGCCAAGGAGGGCUUCCCGGGCGUCGACGCCAUCCGACAGCUCAACCCCACACCUGUCGCGGCCGCGCCCGCGCCCAUGGUCCGCCCAACCCUCCCUCAAACCCUUAGCCCUCCGAGUUCUGUCCCCGCUUUCGGUGCCCGCCCCGUUGCGCCUUCGGCGCUUCAACCGGGCUUCGCGAACCCCGGCCUUAACCCCGGCCUUAACCCCGGUCUUAACCCGGGCUUUAGCCCCGGACUGACCCCCGGCCUCACCCCAGGACUCACCCCCGGUCUUAACCCUGGUCUUAACCCUGGGUUUCCGAGCCGCCCAGUUGCUCCAAACGGGUUCAACAUGGCUUCCGUGGCAAGCCAGCCGGUGGUUAGACCGCCCCUCGCUCCACCCCAAGCCCCAGCGGCACCAGUAAAGACCGGGGGAUCCCUCGCGGAGCAACUGGCGGCACGUGCCGGAAAUCUCAAGUCUGCGACAUCUUCCCCACCGCCAGUUGCGGCCCCUCCCGUCCCCAACCGAGCGCCUGCCCCUGCCAUUAAAGGCCGUGGCGGGCCGCCUCCCCCGCCCCCCCCCAUGCCGACCCCAGAAGAAGCCGCGGCGUUUGUGAAGGGGAAGGCGGCCGCGGCCGCGCCCCCCGCGCCCGCGCGACCGAACGGCACUUCGAACGCCCCAGCCAGCAGGCCUGGGGGAGGAGUGAACCUAGCCGACCAACUGAGAAUGAAGGUGCUGAGCAGGAGAGUAGCGGACGAAUAA
Molecule: messenger RNA, 1989 nt
Organism: Klebsormidium nitens
Lineage: Eukaryota; Viridiplantae; Streptophyta; Klebsormidiophyceae; Klebsormidiales; Klebsormidiaceae
Source: the annotation of a GenBank genome assembly